AUACUUCCUUGUGGCCAUUGCCUGCAGUGCAGACGGACACAACCGGAACUUGAUCCCCUUACACACAUUACUACAGGAUUAAGAAGCAAUUUGAGACUUCAAAAGCCGGCAUCAAGAGUGAGAGAUGUUGUCGCCAUCUUGUGGUUGAGGAGCGAAGAGUUGGCUGGGAGCAAAGGAGAGAUGGAGAAGAGCACUACGACCUCCUCGUGUUGGAUACGAUGAUGCAGGCGUUGUGAUGAUGUGAGCAAAUGAUCGAGAAAGUAUACUUAUCUUCCCUUUCACAAAGGUUUCGCUAUUGUUUGGCUUGAAAGUUACUGGAAGACAAAUUUCUCCUCUUCCUGUUUUUUGGAGGUAUGUCAAAGUUUCAUGAUCGGGGUUAUUUCAUGAACCUGUCUCGUUUCAUCAGUUCCUGCACGGAUGUAUAUCGCUUGUCUACUUGCACACGCAUUUUCCGCAUUAACAUUUGAACUAAGUUCGAAUUCGCUUCCUGUUUAUCAGUAACCAGAUAAUGCGAGCUUUCGUGUUGGUGGAGUUACAAAAGUUCAAGCAUUGUGAUCUGUUGUCCUUCAGUUUAUGAGCUCUUCAGUCGUGAGAAGAGGAUGUCGACUACUUUGACAAAAGGAAGACAAAAAGUAACACAGGUAUUGCAGCUUUACUGUUGACAUUUAUAACUUUACUGGGGUUCUGAAUAAUAAACUGAGAUUGCUCGCAGAGACCUGACAGCCUACAGCUUCCCACAAGGCUUAAGUCCUGUUCUCGGAAGACCACCAGUAGUUCAGAGAAAUACGUUCGUGGUUCCUGAAGUUUUUUUGGUGAGACCUAAGUGACCUAGCAAAAUAAACAAGUAAUCAGGAAUUACAAGAAGAGAAGAUAAACAUUUGAAGAGAAGCUGAAGUUGUGGAUAAACACUUGACAGAACAAGUGGUGGUAACCGAGUGAGGAGACGACCUCAAAACGUCCGGUAGGGAAAACAGAUGGAGGUAAGAUCGAGGACAGUUUGGGGAGCGCCAGCGAUGGAGGUCACGUGACCGGCUAGGGGAGCGCUGUGGCUGCGCGGUACGUGAGGGCAAGGUUUGCUCCGUAACUUGUCUGACCUUUCUGCCUGAAAAUUCUCUGCAUUUGCAACACCACGCCAGGUGCAAACACAGGUAAAUCCGAAGAAAGAGGGACCUAACCUUUUUUUACGCCCCCUACCUGCAGUUUGAGGUGCAGAACUCCCCCCUGGCCAGGUGUGGCCCUCAUCUGCUGCUGCAUCCCGGACUGAAAGGUGAGAGCGGCUGUACACGUCCCAAUAAGCAGGUCAAAGGUUGUGAGCGGACAGGUGACCUCACAUCACCAUCUGCCAUCGCAAGUCUCAGCUUCACGAUACGCUCACCUGUAGGUAUGAUCAGGGGCGGCGUGGCCAUGGCUCGUUGCUCGCGGGCCCUCAUGCUCCUCUGCGUCGUGUACGCCAUCGUGCUCGUGCUCUUCCAUCAGUCGCUGUCCCCCUCCAGCAGCAGCACCGCCGUCGAUGACCGCAAGAUCCCCGUCAUGGUCCGCGACAACGACCCAGCUGAAGACGACGCCGCCAACGACACCAUUCGAUGGCUGCGAAGCGCGGUGGAUGUGCACAAGCGGCUGCAAAACUAGAGGUGGGGAUGGUGCAGCUGGAGAAGCAGGUGUUCGACAUGAAGAUCUCACUAGCAGAGCGAGCCCUGGGUGAGAAGCGCGCCCGCCUGCUCGACGCUCUCAAGACGCGUGGGCCGCACCAACAAAGGGAGCUAAGCAGCAGCGCCGCCGCUGGAGCCCAGUCGCAGCCGCAGGGCGUGUUGUCCGCCUUGAAAAAGGAGGAGGAAGAGGAAGCUCUGGACUACACCAACAGCACCCUCAUCAGGGUCAGCGAGGGCCUGGCUGUCUUCUCCGCCUACCACGACGACCGUCAGGAGGAGGUGUGGGUGCGUAUAAUGGUGAUUAUACACGGAAAUGUCAACAGCCAGCGACUGCUCUGCCACUUCCACUACAACGGUGACAACACCGCCACCUACAUCAUCGAGGCUAAACAGUAUGAGAUGUGCGAGAAUCACAAGAAGACAUAUCUCGGCUUCAUCUACUCCUGCUCUGUGCCGUUGGGGCGCCACCUGGACUACACGCUGGCGGUGUCGCACGUGUCUAGCAACGACAGGCAAGUUCCGGUUCCUGUACAACGUGUGUCGCCACCAGUCACUUCCGGUCAAAAGGUCAGCACAGACAAGUUCGCCUACAACUUUAGCAUCUGUGUCUCCCCACUCUUUGGCUCCGUGAGCCCCAAGCGACUUGUGGAGUUUCUGGAACUCACACGGCUACUGGGUGUUCAGCAGAUCUUCUUCUACGACUUCUCCACCUCAGAGGUAGUGCAACGGGUGCUCAGGCAUUACGAGGGCAAUACGCUGGGUUACGGUUAUUCCUUGGCGAAUGCCGGAGAAGAUGUCCAGCAACAUCUGGUACAAUGGUCAACUGGUGGUCAACAACGACUGUCUGUACCGCACCAUGGCGCAGUCCGUCUACACUGCUUUCCACGACAUCGAUGAGUUCAUCGUGCCUCACUCCAAAGAUGCAAGAAUUUACUCCGACAUCAUUCCGCCUGAACUGCCAAACGACACGUGUGGCUACAGCUUCGCGUCGGCGUUUUUCGACGCUGGGGUGGCCACCCAGUUCCCCGACGACCUCAUGACCGUUUUCUCGACAGCUAGGUCAGAGGCCAUUAGCAAAGUUAGGACUAAGGUCAUGGUGAUGCCUCGCGUGUGUUCGAAGUGGGAAUACACCACGUCAGCAAGCAGCUGCUGGAGCCCUGGGAGUCCCGCCCCUUUAGCCCCGAGAGGGCGCUCCUGCACCACUACAGGGAGUGCCUCGACGACUAUGGCAUGCGCUGUGACUCUGGGUGAAGGACACAACCAUUCGGGAUCAUUACAUGCCUGAACUUAAGAUCCGAAUGGCAACUGCUGUGGAAGCCCUCAAACUUUAACCUGAAAAAGCUGAGAUUCAGUAUUAACAGCGUAAAACCAGCGAUGUGUGUGGACAGUCUUUCUUCGAGAUCAGGAAAUAUCGUCAACGAGCGGAGAGUCAGUGAACCCAAGAUCGAUUUCUACUGAAGAAGCAAGUAAAAUGAGCUAAUAUUGAUUAUUACAAUAAUAAUUAUAUUUGCUCCGACAUCUUCCAGUCUACAGAUGUAUUUUCUGAAUAUUUCGCCUCACAAGGAAAUAGUCAACUGAAAGGAAUCAGCGAAUUGUACAUUUUACUGACUUGCUUUGAGACAGACACUUGGGUCUCUGCAGUCGAGAACCUUUAAGGCUCCUAUGGACUUUGGACGUCGCCACUGGUCUUCCUUUAAAGUGCAUUUUGUUCGUCGGCAGGGAUCGGACGGAGCUGUUCGUCCACGAUCUGUGCCGAAUGCUUUCCGUGAGCCAAAUACGGUGUGCUUGCUCCAAUGCAAUAUAUUUUCUCUGUGUUUGUGUGUGUGUUAGCAAGAACAUUUUGGGUCACUUAUGUUUAGGGGGAAUGAUUGUCAUUCUCUUGUUAAAGAGAAACGAACAGCGCGGUUUGAAAUGUCUGAGCUUCCAGGUGUUCGCUUUUUGUUGUGCAAAUGUUUGGAGCAACAAACGGCCUGACAACAGAACUCCCACUAAUAUUUAUAAUUCUUUACAAUGUGUUUAAUAUAAUUAUUAUUUAUAAUAGAUUUUUGGCGGCCGCAGAUCUAAGUUUUUUUGUAUAGCAUUGUAUCUGCAUAAGCAUUGGCAUUUCAACUGUCUUCACAUUGGCAUUCCGUCAAUGGACAGUAGUGGUUUUGUGUCUUUUACCUCUCUCUGACUUUCACAAGCCCGUAAAGGGCUCAUUGUGAUGUCAGUCAAAAUUCUCGCCGGUACAGAAUAUGCUUUGUCCUUUUGAGCCGUCAUUUUGCUUGAAGAUUAUGUUACAGAAUUCCAAUGAUUGAGGUAUGAUUGACAUUGUUAUAUUAACAAUGAAGAUGCACAUACCACAAAACUUCAUUCUUAUUAGGAUUUGUUAAUCUUUAAACACAGUUUGAACAUUGACAUUAUUUAAUCAAUGACUUCAAUCGUAAACAUUGAAGUUAGUAGAUGUUUUCACAAAAUGUAAGAUAUACGAGGACUAAUAUUUCCACAGUCUUCUGCUCUCUGUUUGGCAUCACUGAGGGACGGUGUGAAUGAACUUUGGUUAUCUUUCUGCUUCCAUCUGCGUUUCUUGUCUAGUUUUUCUCCAUGUUUUCGAUGUUUUCAUUCAACAUCCUGAAACUCAUUUUCAGUCUAGUCAGUGUUAAAUGAAAAUGCAAGUGAAAUGUCGUGUUGGACUUAAAAGAUAAGCAUUUUGUGAAGUUUUUACUCAUGAUGUUGGAUUUCAAAGAAAUUAAUUUUUCCUUAAUGAAAUCUUUAUUCAAAACAUCAUUAUCUAUCAUUUAAGCCUACCCUGUUCUUCCACUUGCCAUUUCCUGUAAGCGAAUUGUCAAUACAAAUGUGAUCAAACAAUGGAUAUAUUAUAAUUAUCUGAUAUUUAUUCCUUUAAACCAGAAUAUUGUCUUGUUCUUUGUUUUAAUCCUUUUCUGUACAGGUUCUUCAUGAUUAACAAGAGUUUUACAAAGCAGCUGGAACUGUACACAGAAUCACACGGAUUCUGACUUUAUUUUAAUUUUAUACCGUCUGUAUGCCAAGUCUCAGCUGGACAGCAGCUGUGAGUGUAAUCUAUGGUCAUAUGGUCAUCUUCCCUGUUCCAUGUUACUUCUUCCGUGUCCAGGUUGUGACUAGACUUUUAGCUUCCCGGGUCACAUGACUAGAUCUGGUUAAAUUGUGAUACAGGAGAGGACAAGGUUCCGUGACAUUGCUUCUAAAGGGAGGCAUGGUGUUGAUAUUUGCUUGCCUCCGCUAGUAGCCCCAUCCUCCAUGCCACCCGACGCUUUUGAUUUACUGCAAACAUCGUUCUCGUCAUCAGUGUCUUGUACCCGCGCUUGUCCUUCCAUGUUUGGUCAGACACGUGCUGUGAAUGCGACUGACAGUUCUUCCAUCACGAGAAAUCACUGCUAUAGUAGACUUUGGUAGCAUUGACAAACAGUUCCUACCUUGCCCAAUAUGGGUAGAAAGCAAUUUCUGUUGAAACUUCAAGGCACGCAAAGGUGCUAGUCAACUAUCGACAUUCAAGAGUAUUUAUUUUCCCAUCUUUGCUAUAGACAUUAAAGCUGUUUUUUCCCCUUUUCUGUUGGCAUACUGAAUGUCCUGUUUUAGUUUACACCGUUGUUUCGUUGUGUUGCCUGAUUUUCGCGUACAAGCAGAGCUUCUUUUUUACUCUCCAAAAUAAUCCAUUGGUUCUCAGAAAUUGUAAAGCUAAAAACUGAGCCAGAUUGUCAUGCAGUCGUGUCUGUCGUUGUAUAAUCGAGGUGAAUAUUAAAGAACUGAAUGCAUAAAUGUGAUAGUUUAUGCCAUCUCCGGACCAAAAAUAUAAUCAGCCAAGUGGUAAAAUUCAUCAUAUGAUGAUAAGGCCCUCGAUCUUAAGCCAUUCUUUUAUAUUCAGCUUUUACCGGCAGAAUGUAAAGUUCUUCAGAAAUCAAGUAUUUUAAAAAAAGAUAUUGUAUGUGAGAUUCAAAGAGAGUUCGACACCUUAUCCCUGGUCUUUGACCCACCCGACUGUUUGAACACAUUCCACUUACGUCUUUAACCUGUUCUAUUCUACUCCCUCGGCCUGUGGGUCACUUGGACAGCGACGCUUGCUGUGAAGCCCUACAUCAACAUUCCUUUAACUUUCAUGUCAGACAUUUGAAACUGAUGGAACAGAAUAAUGUUAUUAGUUUUUUUUUAUCUAAUGGAAACACUUGUGUGUUUAUGUUGCUACUUGCGGCGAAUUCUUUCAUUCCUAAUGCUUGGCACUCUACUGUUACUUAAUGUUACACAGGAUAUUCCUAUCUCGAGAAGUGGUUAUCACAGGCUGGAUAUUUUUUGUAAUGCGUUGUGGCCCUAGCGCUAAUUAUUUCCUAUGGUUUUAUGAAAGUAAAAUAUUCAGUACAUAUUCCCAAGCCAUUCCAGAGCUUAAAAACCUUUUUCAGGUAUGUCACCAAACUCUUUGACUGAUUUUAAGGAACAUUCCAGAUGGUAUCGUCAAGUUCAAUGGUGUCAUAUCCUACCUGGAUUUUUCUUUUGUUAUUUUCUCAAACAUUCCAACAAGUGUUUUUGAGUGGAAGACUAAACGAAAGCUGAAUUGUAAACUGAGUGAAAGUUAUUUCCACAUUCCCCACAACUCAAAACGUCUUGCUUGUGAGAGGUUGGAACUGCAUAAUUGUGUUGAAUUUAAUAUGGUUAUGUUUGUUAACAGUUUAUCACUUUGUUUCUCAAAUAUACAGUGAUUAACAGCGUUUUAAUUAAUCAAACUCUUCAGGGGGGAGCCAGGUAUUGUCUCUAAACUCGAAGGAAGUGUGGAUUUGCAAAAUAUAAAAUUUGUUGAUCUCAAGAGACGAUAAACUUCGUGCAUAUUCUGACAACAAAAUAAAUAUUUGUGAUACAU
Messenger RNA from Pomacea canaliculata, 6516 nucleotides. RefSeq names its product beta-1,4-galactosyltransferase galt-1-like. Bases 1584 to 2546 code for a protein of 320 amino acids. The record is from RefSeq and is a predicted model, not a curated record. Lineage: Eukaryota; Metazoa; Mollusca; Gastropoda; Architaenioglossa; Ampullariidae. The transcript has 11 exons.